AUGACUGAAACGAUUGAGUCCAGCAAUAUAACAUUUAGUGAAACUGAUGUUUUAUACGAAGAAGAUUGUCUGCGCAAUCAGUAUUCGGUGAAAACAUGGCUAAGAUAUAUUGAACACAUCAAAGAUGCUCCAAAUGAAAAAAUUAAUUUAGUAUACGAACGUGCAUUACGAGAAUUACCUGGCAGUUACAAAUUAUGGUAUCCGUAUUUAAAAUUACGUCGAAAACAAGUUCGUACAAAAUGUAUAAUCGAUCCACAGUAUGAAGAUGUUAAUAAUACAUUUGAACGAGCAUUAGUUUUCAUGCAUAAAAUGCCACGUAUAUGGUUAGAUUACUGUCAAUUUUUAAUGGAUCAAUGUAAAAUAACACGAACACGAAAAGUAUUUGAUCGUGCAUUACGUGCAUUGCCAAUAACACAACAUAACAGAAUAUGGCCAUUAUAUAUUAAAUUUGUCACACAAUAUCAUGUACCCGAUACAGCAAUGAGAAUAUACAAAAGAUAUUUAAAAUUAUUACCAGAAAAUACUGAAGAUUAUAUUGAAUAUUUAAAAGAAAUCGAUCGUCUUGAUGAAUGUGCUCAAUUGUAUAUUGAAAUACUGAAUCGUGAUACUUUUGUAUCGAAAGAAGGAAAAUCACACCAUCAACUUUGGAAUGAAUUGUGUGAAUUAGUAUCAAAGAAUCCAUCUAAAAUUAAAUCAAUUCAAGUUGAACCAAUUAUUCGUCAAGGCAUCGAAAAAUAUAAAGAUCAAGUUGGGCAAUUAUGGACAUCAUUGGCUGAUUAUUAUAUUCGAGCAGGAUGUUUCGAAAAGGCCCGAGAUGUAUUCGAAGAAGCGAUUGAGGCUGUCUUAACUGUGAGAGAUUUUACACAAGUAUUUGAUGCGUAUGCACAAUCUGAAGAGGGCUUAAUUAGUGCUCUAAUGGAGAAAUCAAAUGAAGAAGAAGUGACAGAAGAUGAUGACCUUGAAUUAGAAAUUCGUCUGGCUCGUUUAGAAUAUUUGAUGGAUCGUCGUCCAUUAUUAUUGAAUAGCGUUCUACUAAGACAAAAUCCACAUAAUGUCAACGAAUGGUUAAAACGUGUCAAAUUAUAUGGUGAACAGUAUGAUAAAGUAAUUGAGACGUAUACACGUGCUGUUCAAACAGUAGAUCCCAAAAUAUGUGUCGGUAAACUUCAUGAAUUAUGGAUGUCAUUUGCGCAAUUUUAUGAUGAUAAUGAUCAACUGGAUGAAGCACGAUAUAUUUAUGAGAAAGGAACAAAGGUCAAUUAUCGUUACGUUGAUGAUUUGGCUUGUGUCUGGUGUGCAUGGUGUGAAACCGAAUUGAAACAUGAAAAUUAUAAAGAAGCUAUUCGUUUAAUGGAACGUGCAACCGUAUUACCACGACAUAAAAUUGAUUAUUAUGAUGUAAAUGAAACGGUGCAAAUGAGAUUACAUAAAAACUUAAAACUAUGGUCAUUCUAUGUUGAUCUAGAAGAAUGUUACGGUACAUUUCAAACAUGCAAAGCCGUUUACGAUCGAAUACUUGAUUUAAAGAUAGCCACACCACAAAUAAUUAUCAAUUAUGGUGUAUAUUUGGAGGAAAAUAAAUAUUUUGAAGAUGCAUUUCGAACAUAUGAGAAAGGCAUUGCUUUAUUUAAAUGGCCAAAUGUUUAUGAUAUAUGGUUAACAUAUUUAUGUAAAUUUGUUCAACGUUAUUCAGAUGGUUCAAAAUUGGAACGUGCAAGAGAUUUAUUUGAACAAUGUCUUGAACAUUGUCAACCAAAAUAUGCAAAAAAUUUAUAUUUAUUGUAUGCAAAACUGGAAGAAAAACAUGGGCUAGAUAGAAGGGCAUUGAAAAUUUAUGAAAGAGCAACAGAAGCUGUUGAACCAAAAGAAAAAUACGAAAUGUUCAAUAUUUAUAUAAAACGCUGUGGUGAAAUGCGUGGUAUAACACAAACACGAGAAAUAUACGAAAAAGCAAUUGAAGCAUUGAGUGAUGAAUCAUUGGUACGAGAUAUGUGUUUAAGAUAUGCCGAGUUAGAACGAAAAUUGGGUGAAAUAGAUCGUGCACGCGCGCUUUAUUCGCAUUGUUCACAAAUGUGUGAUCCACGAUUAACACCCGAUUUCUGGCAAACAUGGAAAGAAUUUGAAGUGAAACAUGGAAAUGAAGAUACAUUAAAAGAAAUGUUAAGAAUUAAGCGUAGUGUACAAGCGACUUAUAAUAUACAAGUGAAUUAUAUGGCACAACAAAUGAUGCAGGCAUCUGUUCAUGAUGACGCUGGAGGACAGGUCCGUGAAUAA
Messenger RNA from Didymodactylos carnosus, 2274 nucleotides. NCBI's taxonomy places the organism in Eukaryota, Metazoa, Rotifera, Eurotatoria, Philodinida, Philodinidae. The record is from the annotation of a GenBank genome assembly.